AUGGGUAAUAGCAUGGUGGUUGAUUGGAAUGAGUAAUUAAAACAUUAAUUCACUAAAGAAAAAUGCAUUGAGCAUAAUCUUUUGGGUCCUAUUGAAAUAUACACUUAUAUUACAGAUGAUUAAGUAAAAAUAUUUAGUAAGACACUUUAGCUUUCAGAUUAGUAAUAUUUCAUUGAGAAGACAAAGUUAAAUCAUCCUAAUUUAUUUCGAGCUUUGUUUAUUGAAAAAUGCUCAAAUUUUUGCAGUCGUGGUCAAGAUAUAUAUAGGGUUUAUUAUGAUUAUCCUGGAGAGGAGACUUUGGAGACUGUAAUGAAAAAAAAGCAAAACCCCUUCAAAGAAUCAGCCAUUUGGAGUAUCAUUUUUUAGGUUGUUGAUUGUGCUGAAUAUCUUCAAAACAAAUUUAAAUCUAUUAGUAAUAUAAGUCUGAAUAGAUUAUAUCCUUAGGAGAGGAAUCUCAAAAUAUUAGAAGUAAAUCAUCUCUUUAAUAUCUUGUCUUCUUAUGAUUAAGCAUUAUAAAACUGCAUUUCAAUUUUAUCCCCAGAAUAAAUAGAUCAAUUAGAAAGAAAUGUGCGUUUCCCUUAAAUAAAUAAUUUUAAAAGCGAUGUUUAUGCAUUUGGAAUAGUCUUGCUAUGUUUAACAACAAAAAGUGAAUUCAAAUAAUUUUAUAAUCAAUUCAAUUAGUUAGACAAGAAUAACAUCUUUUAAAGUUUAUAAACUAUUAAAAAUAAUUAUUCAGAAUUGCUGCAUGGUUUGAUCUAAAAAAUGUUAAUCAAUGAUCCUGAAGAAAGGCAAUCGUGGAUAGACUUAAAAAAAUUCUUAGAUCCUUACAAAGUGCUAUAAGAAUAAGAACAGCCUUUUUAUUUAAAUGUCAAACUUUGUCCUAAAAUUAUUCCUUAAGUACCUAUUGUUCAAAGCCCUCAAAAAAAUGAAAUGAUUUCCUUAUUCCCUAAUCAACCAUAAGUUGUAACCUUAGCCCAACAAAACCCAGAAGUAUUUUGGAUACCAUUUCGUCAGACUUAAAAUUAACAGAUUUAACAAGGUUACUAAUCCAACUUUUUAGAUCAUUCAGAUACUAAUCCAUAAUUAAUAAAUACUCAACCAUUCAUUUCAAAUCAUAAUGCAUUGGCCAAUUAUUAAUCUCCCUAAGUUAACAAUUAAGGAAACAUAUUUAAUUAAUAUCUUCCAGGACCCUAAAAUGGAGCUGAGUAUAUUUAACCGUCACUGGGCAUUAGAUAAGAAUGA
Paramecium tetraurelia is the source of this 1242-nucleotide messenger RNA. RefSeq lists its product as uncharacterized. The transcript has 5 exons. Gene Ontology annotation, biological process: protein phosphorylation. Gene Ontology annotation, molecular function: ATP binding; protein kinase activity. NCBI's taxonomy places the organism in Eukaryota, Ciliophora, Oligohymenophorea, Peniculida, Parameciidae. The record is from RefSeq and is a predicted model, not a curated record.